AUGGAGCUGCUGGGGCAGAAUCGGAGCUCGCUGGAGCUAGCGUCCCAGUGCAGCCCGGGUCCCCUGGCCCCUAACAGCAGUGCUAACGGCAGUGCCAAUAGUAGCUGCGAAUCUCCCCGAGGAGGCUCUGGAGCCAGCAGGACACCCCGAGAGCUGGAGCUGGCAGUGAGGGUGACCCUGUAUGCCAUUAUUUUCCUGCUGAGCGUGGGAGGAAACGUGCUGAUCAUCACAGUGCUGGGACUAAGCCGGCGGCUCCGCACAGUCACCAAUGCCUUCCUGCUCUCCCUGGCUGUCAGUGACCUGCUCCUGGCUGUGGCCUGUAUGCCCUUCACCCUCCUGCCCAACCUCAUGGGCACCUUCAUCUUUGGCACUGUGGUCUGCAAGGCUGUUGCCUACCUCAUGGGAGUGUCUGUGAGUGUGUCCACCCUCAGCCUGGUGGCCAUCGCCUUAGAACGCUACAGCGCCAUCUGCCGGCCUCUGCAGGCACGCGUGUGGCAAACACGCUCCCACGCAGCGCGUGUCAUUGUCGCCACGUGGCUUCUGUCUGGGUUGCUCAUGCUUCCCUAUCCCGUGUACUCCGUUGUACGGCCCGUGAGCCCCCGUGCACUGCAAUGUACACACAGCUGGCCCAGCGUGCGGGCGCGCCAGGCUUGGUCGGUGUUGCUCCUACUAUUCCUCUUCUUUGUACCUGGCAUUGUCAUGGCGGUGGCUUAUGGUCUCAUCUCCCGCGAGCUCUACCUGGGGAUCCGCUUCGAGAGUCAGAGCCAGAGCCACGGGCAUGGGCAGCAAGGCCACAAUGGCGACCACAAACAUAGCGGAUUACCUGGUGGGCCAAGCCCAGCACUUUCCAAUGGGCCCCGAGCCCAGGCAUCUGCAGGUCAGGAGGGGGAUGGCUGCUAUGUGAAUCUGCUCUCAGAACAAUCUGGAAUGGAACUCUCGGCACUGACACCCACUACCUCUAGAAAGGAAACCCGAGGCCCUGGACCCAGUGUGAGCUCUCGGCCGGCUCAGGCCCAGGCUCAGCUGCAGGCCAAGAAGCGAGUGGUACGGAUGCUGCUGGUGAUCGUGGGACUGUUCUUCUUGUGCUGGCUGCCCUUGUACAGUGCCAACACGUGGCGUGCCUUUGACAUGGAAGGUGCCCAUCGUGCCCUCUCAGGAGCCCCUAUCUCUUUCAUCCACCUACUCAGCUACGCUUCCGCCUGUGUCAAUCCGCUUGUCUACUGCUUCAUGCAUCGUCGUUUCCGUCAGGCCUGCAUGGCCACUUGUGCUAGAUGCCGACCCCAUCCACCUCGUGCCCGAGUUACUCGAGCAGGACCUCGGCUAGUGGAUGACCAUGAACUUGAUCAUCCUACUACCUCUCUGUCUCGUCUGAGUUAUACAACCGUCAGCACUCUGGGUCCUGGCUGA
Molecule: messenger RNA, 1407 nt
Organism: Gracilinanus agilis (Agile Gracile Mouse Opossum)
Lineage: Eukaryota; Metazoa; Chordata; Mammalia; Didelphimorphia; Didelphidae
Gene: CCKBR
Product: cholecystokinin B receptor
Exons: 5
Coding region: 1-1407 (468 amino acids)
Biological process (GO): phospholipase C-activating G protein-coupled receptor signaling pathway
Cellular component (GO): plasma membrane
Molecular function (GO): gastrin receptor activity; cholecystokinin receptor activity
Source: RefSeq, a predicted model, not a curated record